UUCGGUAAGUCGCGUGUCACCGCCGAUACAAAUAUGGACUAUGCACCAUAGCUAGUAUUCAAUCAACGUCUGGUAUUCCGGUAUUUCGUCUGACCGAUGCUAUUCUCGAUUCUGGCAUAGUAGCACACCCGUGCGUUCAUUUAUCUGGUUUCAAAAUUAAGGUGGAAUAAUAGAUGAAAGGUCUCGCGGUCGUGAGGUGAGAACGAAGAAUUUUGAUCAACGGACAGUCGUGUAGAAGGAGGGGAGAAAAAAAAGGAGACGAUUAUCCAUACAAAAGAAUGGCUCGUGAAUUCGUCAGGAAAGAUAAGAAUCGCGAGAAUCGUCGGAACGUGUUUGAACCGAUGCCGUACCGAAAUAACACAACUUUGCUAAACGCGAAGGCGGGCUACGCGAAAUAUAGCCGCGUAUAUUUUCUCACCGAGAAUCUCGAGACAAUCGGACUUUUAGAAGUUUCCAGUUUAAUCGCCCAGCUGACUACGCGUACGUUUCUUUCCAGAUAUUUACGAUCAUCUCGAAAGAAUCGUUCAAAGUAGGCGCGAUAUAAGCGCGCGUAACGCUUGUCAUCUAUAGCGAAGAUGGAUCAAAGUACCUCGCGAUAAUCUCGCUAGAAUUCGAUCGAACGGUGAAAGGGAGCGUGUUAAAAGUGAAAAAUAAAAGAAAUAUCAUCGAUAUCGGUAAUCGAGUCUGACGAUUAAUAAAAUAGACAAGAUCUAUGAGUCUACGAUGGGCAAAGUAAGGCUCGCAAUCGGUUCUGUUCAAAGUAUGCAACUACUCGGUAGGGAGGGAGGGAAGAUAUCGGGAUGAGCAGAGGAAAGCAGAGCAGAGCAUAGCCGAGAAGAGAAGAGGAGAGGCGAUGGAAGAAACGGAACAUUAUGCUGGUUGUGUCAGUCGGAUGCCAGUGGAACGCGACGAACGACUCGCGUUCUGGCUGUAUCAGCUCGUCGUCAGAGAAGAACGCAGGAGCGAUUAAUAAACGAAUAAACUCGCGGUGCCGUUUAAAUCGCAACAACGGAUCCGAAUUGUUCGCUAAAAAAGCUGAUACAAUCCCGAGAAAUUACAAGCAUGAAGUUACUCUCGAUUUCCAGCGAGCCGAAUCUUUCGAAUCGUUCGAAUCUUUCAGGUAUCCCGACCAUUCUACCACUUUGCAGCCAAGGAAUGUAGGCGACGAAAGUACAGAUCAGAAUAACAAUAUAACUAUGACGAGCGAGGAUUUACUACAGCCUGGCCAUGUGGUCAAAGAACGUUGGCGAGUCUUUAAAAAAAUAGGAGGCGGUGGAUUUGGGGAGAUUUACGAAGGCCUAGACUUAAUAACCAGGGAGCAGAUAGCGUUAAAAGUUGAAUCAGCUCGUCAACCAAAGCAGGUUCUCAAGAUGGAGGUAGCAGUGUUGAAGAAACUUCAAGGUCAAGAACAUGUAUGCAGAUUUAUAGGAUGCGGUCGUAACGAUCGAUUCAAUUAUGUUGUAAUGCAGCUGCAAGGAAAAAAUUUGGCAGAGUUACGCCGGGCCCAGCCACGAGGUUCUUUCUCAUUAUCCACUACUCUUCGUUUAGGACUUCAAAUUUUAAAAGCAAUAGAAAGCAUACACUCAGUUGGAUUCCUUCACAGGGAUAUCAAGCCAUCAAAUUUUUCAAUUGGACGGCUUCCACGAGAUUCGAGGCUAGUUUAUAUGUUAGACUUUGGUCUAGCUCGUCAAUUUACAACUGGCACCGGUGAAGUCAGGCCACCUCGUAGCGCAGCAGGAUUUAGAGGAACCGUCCGGUACGCAUCGGUGAAUGCGCACAAAAAUAAAGAAAUGGGCAGACACGAUGAUCUCUGGUCUCUAUUUUAUAUGCUAGUAGAGUUUGUCAAUGGGCAACUUCCAUGGCGAAAGAUAAAGGACAAAGAACAGGUUGGCCUCAUGAAAGAGAAGUACGAUCAUCGAAUACUUCUGAGGUAUCUUCCCCCCGAGAUUCGAGUAUUUUUAGAACACAUUCAGAGCCUGGAAUACGCGGAUAAACCAAAUUACGCGAUGCUGGCUGGUCUGUUUGAACGUUGCAUGAAACGUCGAGGAAUAAAAAUGAACGAUCCUUACGACUGGGAGAAGCCAUCGAGAUCCAACGAAAGCUUACCCACUACCAAAUCUCUACCCACAGUUACCGUACCCCCAGUGUUGACUACAGCGACUACUAUCAAUCAACCACCAACCACGCCGAACGUUGAUACGAACAAUCAAGAGAACGUCGAACCCGAUAACAGAAAGGAAUUAGAUGCGCAAAUGGAUUACGAAAGUAUAUGUAGAAGAAAUAAACAACGCGGGGUAGAAGGAUCAUCCGUACCAUUUACAUCAGCUAUCAGUAAUCAUGGCCGUGAUAAGAACUGUAACGCUACGAUACCUACGAUGGACAAUACUCAUCAGCAAACUGGACAACAAACUCAAGAUUCGCCGAAGAAAAGACGCGCCGUUUCGAUGGCCGCGGAACCUCAGACCGGCACGGUUACAACAGAGAAACGAGUGGACAACGAAGGAGACGCGUUAAUGGCAUCCGCUCGUUCCGCAUCGGAUGUUCCUCGUAACAAAGUUGGAGCUAAUGCCGCGGCACCGCUUCGGAAAUCUGCCAGUGGUGCGACAUUCGCUCGAUUGCGCGUUACGCCUGCACCAGCUGAAACAGCACCCGGAGAACCGCCCAGUCCUCGAGUACAAACCGAAGUCGAUGCUUCUUACUGUUCCUACGACGUUACCGAGCAGAGGGAACCGCUGAAAAGAGAAACGCGAAGAAGAACGGAUGGAAGGCAACAGACAAGAGCCAGUCGUGCCGCGAUACGAGAUUGUUCCAUCACUCAGUUUGCGCAAAUAGACGACGACAACGUGUCCGCGUUGCAACAAGUAACCAAGGGUGGCGGUGGUCUAACAUUGGCUUCCCAAUGGAAGUCGCAGUUCGACGAUUCCGAGGAGACCGACAACGAAUGGAAAGGAGAAAACUUGCAGAGUCCCGAACACAAAGGGACCGCUAAUAUACCGAUUAUAGCUCCCCAGUCGACAGUUGUCAGUGAUGCUGUGACUACCGCAACUUCAGUGCCUGCGUCUAACGAUGCGAAAACAACAGUGGCUCAGUCGACUACUCCAAUCGCGACUCAUCAACAUUCGAUAAUACCGACUGCUUUAUCACGCAUAAGCGAAGACUCACCGAAACCCACGACACCUCACAGAUGUUUGAACAUUGCCGGUAUCGAAAAGUAUCCGGAUCUUCAAGGGGCACUUCCGCGCGCUUGGAGCGUACCAGCUUUAGCGCCGCACGUGCGCGCUUAUCUCGAAGCGCCGUUGGUUCAACAAGCCGCGUUCGACGAUUUACUGUACGAAAUCGACGUAAUGAGAAACAUCGCCUCGCGUUACGACGAACCGCGGCAAAGUCCUUCACCGCGGAGAGCGAGCGUACCGGCAGUCGCUUUUUCGCCACCUAACACGAUACCGAGCACGCCUGGAGGCGAAGAGGAGGAAGAAGCGGUAGCCGGAAGAUUGGAGAUUAGGGUAGUGGACGCGACGGGUGGUGCGACCGUUGUUCAAACCACCGCGGAUAAAGAACCAUUGCAAAAAAAAAUGACAAAUGGUACCACGGAUGGUCCAGCUAGCCCUAAUCCAGGCUGCGAAGAACCAUCGGUAUACGACGAUGCCGUCGAAAAUCGGGUACCCGUCGAUGCGGUCGUGCAUAAGGAGAACAGUACUGUCACUUCCCCGGCUACCAUACCGAACACGGUACCGCUCCGUGAAUAUAAGGACAAUAAAGAAAAGGAGGCACCUUGUAGGACUCACAAUACUAUCAGUAAAAUUCCGAUCCCGGUUAAAAGUCCUCGAUGUUCGCUAUCAGAAUCUACUCUAGAAACGAAUACUCAGAAUACCAGGAGUGGCGUGGGAACUGAAGUAGACAAAUCGUCCACACCCGCGGCUAUAACCAGGGAAAAAGAUGCUACUAGCAAAGGCAAACCCUUGACAGUGGAGGCAUUGGCAUUACGACGCUGCGUGACUUUACCCGAUGCACGGCCGACCUAUUCACCCUUAACGUCGGCUAAUUCGACAGAAGAUGAAAAUCUAACCGGAUGCACGCCUGCGUUACGUCGACGAAGACAAAGCGAAAAAUACGUGACGGACUCCAGUCAACUGAACCUGCGGUUCCAGAGACCGCAACGUAGAGUCAGGCCGAAUUCCGAGGUAUUGUCUGGAUUCUCUCCGAGAGGCGUACCCUCUCAUCUCCUCGGAGAGGCAGCUAAGCGAACCGAAGAAAGUAGCGAUAACGAUUCAGAUAGUAGCGGCCCGACGAAUGCUCAACCUCCGCCACCUCCUACGUCUCUGCCACCUCAUGUUGCAGAAAAUAACGCUAGAUGCCGCAGAUUUCGACCUAUACCAGACGCGACAAUAAUCAGCAGAGAAUCGUGAGGUAUAGCAUUUAUGGGAACGAAAGUAAAUCCUUCUUUAUAUGUCACGAUCGGCAGAAGUUUGGCGGUCUGCUCGUUCGAAUAGCACCGGGAAGCCUUUCUUUCUGUACGAGAAAGUAUCAAGUUGUCGACGAUUCGAGUCAAUGUCUUGUUAUAAAAUCUUAUCAAGACUUUCGUCGGGGGAGAGAGAUAGAGAGAGAGUUAUAGAAAAAUCUUGCCACGGGAGGAACAACCGUUGCUUUUCUUUUAUCGGCAAAGCAAUUCUCGGUUUAUGCGUGUUGUUGUGUCUUCAAGGGAAAUCAGUACCGACUCGGUGAAUACACGAGAUAUCGAUCUUGUAAGAGUCUGUACGUCGAACGAACUGAAAACUCCUAACAUGUAAUUAUCUAUAUACGCAUAUUUAUUUUUAACGCAAAACUCUGUUGUAAAAGACGGUUGUACGAAUUGGUGGUGCUUCAAAGAUUAUAUUUCCUAGUCUAUAAAUGUAUCCGAUGAUACGAUAAAUACUAUUUAAUGUUUAACGCGUUCGUUGCGGCUCACGCGGCUGAUACGCGAGGCUCCUUCGUUAUUAUUUUCUUCUCGACUAAUACCGCAACGAGCGCGUUAAGUCGUACACGUUACCAAGUUACAAGAACGAUGCGGAUCGUUUACGGAGAGAAAAUUUUUGGAAGAGUAGUAGUACCGUUAACCAAAGGGACGUAUUCUGACGUAUUCUUCCUUCGCGUAACUUCGUCGUCUCUCUAUUAUCGCUUCUUUACUUUGUAACUUUAAACGUUGCCCCGUCCCGCUCGAAUAUUUUUUUAUUUUCCCCGCGAUCACCGUGUUCGUAUUUAUUUCUUUAUUAUUUAUCUAUUGAAAUCUCGUUGUCCAAUAACGACGUACGGUAAAUCAGAAUUGUAUUUGAUAUUUUCUUUUUUUUUUUCUUCCAUCAUGAAAACGAUCAUUGUGCUUCGUGCAAAUAUUUAAAUAUUAGUUUCAGGUAAAUGUUUUUUAAAGCAGACGUUGCAACGAGUCUCUUUAAAGAACCACCACGAUCAUCAGUAGAUCUUAAAAAGUUACGAAAAGAAUCGAUGCGAUAAAAAAUAAGUUAUGUUUUUAAAAGAAAAAAAGAAAAUGUAUCUCGUCCGAAUUAUCGUUUUGUGGGCGUGUAACGUGUUAGAAAAUCACUUAUACUAAGGUUGUCAAGAGGGACGAUGAGUCCAGCUAAGAUCUCGUCAACGUAAGCAAUUGAGUUAGAACGAUUGUUAUUAUCAGAAUUAAAACGAGAAAAACGAUAUAAAAAGUGAAUAAGUACUCGAAGAAAUUGCUAUAGCUAGAUUACGUAUAAUUACAUAUUUGUCUUGCACUUCCCCGGUAACGCGAUUUUUUCAGACAGUUACAAGUCCGCAGUCGAAAGAAAACCUAGUGAUACAUAAAACUAGUCAAGUAGAAUCCUCUAGUAUUCUAUUGAUGAAACCAAAUUCGCGUAUAGAGUUAUACAUACUGUACUUGUACAAAGUAGUUAAGGGUUUAUUUUGUGCAAUGAUCGAAUUAACGUUAACAAUACGAUGAGAUAGUUUUAAGUUGACGCCGUGAAACAUUGUUUCGCGAUAUAACAAAAGUAAAAGUAAAGAAAUUAAAAUAAUAAUGAGAAAAAUACAAAAGAAAGAAAAAAAAAAUAAACAAAAACGAAGAAAAGAGAAUGUGCAGUAUGCGCAAAAACAGAAUAUACCGAGUCGUCGUAGACGCCAGCAAACAACAGAUUGAUAUAAGCCUGUAAUGAAUGCUCAUCAAUUACGUACGUGUGCAUACGCGUCUACGUAUUAUACAUAUAUUAUCAAAUCCGCGCGCUCGUCUUUCGAACUUAAUUAACUGGAAACAAUGCGAAAUCCUUUUUGUGCGAACGUACACAAGUCAUAAAGUUACGACAGGAAAGCGCAAGCAAAUAAACUUUUUGUGUAAAUCGGUAACGAACUUGUAAUCAAAGAUGAAAAAUGUACGUUUUGAAUGUAAACAAACACGCAUAAUACAGCUCAUUGGACGUAUUCUCUAAUUUAGAUUUGUAAUCUAAAAGCAUCGUAGGUUACUUAUAUCAUUCACUUUGAAAGUUCGCACCUUCACAACAAUAAAGAGAAAGUGUUUCGUUUUCGAAAUUA
Molecule: messenger RNA, 6540 nt
Organism: Osmia bicornis bicornis
Lineage: Eukaryota; Metazoa; Arthropoda; Insecta; Hymenoptera; Megachilidae
Gene: Asator
Product: tau-tubulin kinase homolog Asator
Exons: 15
Coding region: 873-4406 (1177 amino acids)
Biological process (GO): peptidyl-serine phosphorylation; signal transduction
Cellular component (GO): nucleus; cytoplasm
Molecular function (GO): ATP binding; protein serine/threonine kinase activity
Source: RefSeq, a predicted model, not a curated record